AUGGCGCCCUAUAGCAUGGUACUCCUUGGCGCCCUCUCAAUCCUUGGGUUUGGGGCUUAUGCUCAAGAGGCUGCGGUUGAGGAACCCCAGAUAUUUUUCAACUUGACCUACACGGAAUAUCUGGAUAAGGUGGCAGCAUCCCACGGGAGUUCCCAGACGAGUGAUUUGCCGUGGAAUGACACUAUGAGCGGCUUUCCUGGGAACGAGACGGGCAGCAGCCUAUCGAGGCGUGGUCGCAUUGUCAACCUUGGAAAGCGUGACCCUGUCGGCGGGGAGUCUUUCAAUGAUCGUGUCACCAAUGACAUGCUCCAGGCGCUUCAUGGUCUCUGCGUUGAAAAUUUUGGCACAGGCUUUCGAGCGACUAAUGGGUACUGUCGCGCUAACCGUCGGGCGACUAGGGAAAUCCAAUGUGCGCGCCCGGGUACCAGAGGGGCAGGCUCAGUGACCAGAACUUGCCCACAGAACCAGGAAUGCACCACUUUCGUGGCGCACAACUUUCGUAGCCAGUCGCCUACCACGGACAAGUCUACUUUCCCUGUCUGUGGGCCCCGAAUUGAGGUGAAGGAAAGACAUGAUAUAGGGAUCCACACGGAGUGGGAUGGAAUCUGGUACCCCGAAUCGCCUAAAUCGCCUGGGACCUACGAUUCUUUCGCCCAGAUGGCGGGCAGUCUUAAUGGGUACUUCGACUUUGAUGGUGCUUAUCAAAGUGGAGAGGGCUUCAGCUCUCGGGGAAGUGGACACUCGUGGUCAUGCAUUAAUUGCCCGGGAGGCAAGCUGACUAUCACUAGCACGGUUCGCGCAACUUGGGCAAUUGGAUAUACCAGCCCCCACUAA
Fusarium odoratissimum NRRL 54006 is the source of this 834-nucleotide messenger RNA. RefSeq lists its product as uncharacterized. The record is from RefSeq and is a predicted model, not a curated record. The coding region runs from base 1 to 834 and encodes 277 amino acids. NCBI's taxonomy places the organism in Eukaryota, Fungi, Ascomycota, Sordariomycetes, Hypocreales, Nectriaceae. The transcript has a single exon.